Schistocerca nitens (vagrant locust) is the source of this 1126-nucleotide messenger RNA. RefSeq lists its product as uncharacterized. Bases 344 to 1126 code for a protein of 260 amino acids. NCBI's taxonomy places the organism in Eukaryota, Metazoa, Arthropoda, Insecta, Orthoptera, Acrididae. Gene Ontology annotation, cellular component: transcription regulator complex; nucleus. Gene Ontology annotation, biological process: regulation of transcription by RNA polymerase II. The transcript is spliced from 3 exons. The record is from RefSeq and is a predicted model, not a curated record.
UGAGCGACAUGUCAAUUUGACAUGUCGCGAUACAUCACCUCAUACAAAAAUUCACGGAACUUGUAUGCGGACCCUCGAGCUCAUACAUGUCGCGUAUACAUUUUGUAUAUCGCUUUUUGGCCAUAUACGCGACUUGUAUGAGCGACAUUUGAAGAACUCGCGCAUGCGCAGUACUAUCAUUUCCUGUCGUCUUGUCGCCUGCCGCUUAUUUUGAAGUUUGGCGCAUGCGUAGUACCAGCUUAUUUGGCGGCUGUUUUGAGUUUUGGAGCUGCCGACUGUCGUUUGUUGUGUAGUUAUUUGUGUAUUUUGUCGUGUGUUGUGCCCGCGUGUUUUAAAAUUUGCCAUGACUUCUUGGUCCAAACAAAAUACACUGCAUUUUAUAGAGGCAGUGCGCAGGCAUCCCUGUAUAUGGGAUGUGAAAAUACGAGACUAUAAGAACAUUCUCAAAAGGUACGACGAGUGGGAGGAAAUUGCCAAGGCAUUUAACGUGUCAAGGAAGGAAUGUGAGGACAAGUGGCAUAAUUUAAAAAGCCAAUACAGUCGCGAGUUAGCGAAAAGGAAGAGCAGCAAAGGAACUGGAAGUGCUACAAGCAAUGUGUACCACACUUCAUGGUAUGCUUUUGAAAGUAUGCAGUUCAUAAGAGACAAUUACAAACCACUCUCUCAUAGGAGCACACAUGAAGUAGUACCAGUCAUGGAAGCCCCAGCCACGGAAGGAGAUGGUGAAGGAGAAGGAGAAGGAAGCAUUAGUUUCCCUUACGAUGUCACAGAAAUGGAGGAGGUGACAUUUGCCACGCCCCCAGAAGACAUUGUGGAAGUGGAAACCACUCCACUCAUCUCUGUGCCUCCACAUGAAUGUGGAUGUGCAACCGUGCCACCGUGUACCACUCCAAGUCCGAGUGGAAGUGGUAGAUCAAGUGCACUGAAGAGAGCCAGGAGAGACCUGGAUGAAGACCGAGAAGGUCUUUUACAGACCUUGAAAAAAGCAGUGGGUACUUCUUGGAUCACUAUCUACAAUGUCAGUGAUAGUGCCACGGUUAACCACUUCCUUGAGCUGCUAGCACCUGAGGCAGCACAGACAACACUGGUCAAGCUGUGGCCAGCAAUGCAUGAUGUUGCUGGAUGA